Messenger RNA from Xenia sp. Carnegie-2017, 1998 nucleotides. RefSeq names its product zinc metalloproteinase nas-4-like. The record is from RefSeq and is a predicted model, not a curated record. Gene Ontology annotation, biological process: proteolysis. The coding region runs from base 130 to 1299 and encodes 389 amino acids. NCBI's taxonomy places the organism in Eukaryota, Metazoa, Cnidaria, Anthozoa, Malacalcyonacea, Xeniidae. The transcript is spliced from 6 exons. Gene Ontology annotation, molecular function: metalloendopeptidase activity; zinc ion binding.
AGAGUUGACCUUAUGUAAACGCGCGUCACACAGCACGGUGAAGACAACAGACAUAGAGAGGGAAAGAGCGACGACCUAAUAACGUGUAUACACGUCUUGAUAUCGGCUACGUAUAUCACCUUUCUUGCCAUGUUUCUCGAGAAAAUUUUAUUUCUGUUCAGUGUUCUGACUUUCACUGGUUCUGGCAAUUCCAAAUCAUUGAAAGUAAUUUCGAGAAGAGUGAAACGAAAUUCUUUCCCGAUAGCCGAACGAUUUUCAGCAAGCAAUUCAUCUCCGAAGGCGGAGUGGAAAGUGAACGAAGGUUUGAAUUCGACAUUCUUCCAAGGAGAUAUAGUUCUCACUAACGAUCAGAUAAAGCUUCUAAACGCAAGGGCAAAGUCAAGAGGCAAAAGAGCCAUUAAGAAAGAUAGCAACUCCAGAUGGAGAAACGGUGUCAUUCCUUAUGUAUUGGACAAACGUUUGAAGCACUCAGCCAAAGUUGAAAUCCACAAGGCGAUUCGGCAUUGGAAGAGACACACCUGUCUUAGGUUUCACAAGAAACGCUCUAAAGACGUGGAUUAUUUACGAUUUGUAGCAGAAGACGGAUGCUGGUCAACGGUCGGGCGUAAGGGAGGCAAGCAGGAUAUCGGUGUAGGUAACGGAUGUGAAUAUGCAGGCACUAUAAUUCACGAGAUUGGUCAUGCCGUGGGUUUUUGGCACGAACAGAGCAGAAGUGAUCGCGAUAAAUAUGUACGGGUGGUGUGGAAAAAUAUUGAAAGAAGAUAUCACGAACAAUUUGACAAAAUGAACGCGAACUUAAUGGAUAGCAUGGGAUACGCAUACGACUAUGAAUCCGUGAUGCAUUAUGGAAGCAAAUUUUUCACGAAGAAUAACAAACAUACCUUACGUAUUCUUAAAUCCGGCCCAAAAAACGUUCGCAUUGGACAGCGUAAGCGUCUUUCCGACAUCGACAUUGCGCAAGUCAACGCUAUGUAUAAUUGUAACCGUAUCGCCACCGCCAACUCUGCCAGGUGCAUCAAAAGUAAAACGAGGGACGGUCGAGAUUACGGGGGGAAAUUGAGCUACACGGAGAAAGGAGUAACUUGUCAAUCCUGGGACAGCCAAUGGCCUCACAGACAUAGAUUUUUGACGAACAACCACUUUAUCAACUUCAAAAAAGGCCUUAUGGUAAGGAACAGCCGUGGCUUCUAUAUAUAUCACAACUAUUGUCGUAAUCCAAACGGUCGUCGGGCGAGACCAUGGUGUUUCACUACGCUAACUAACACAACGUGGCAGUAUUGCGAUUUAAAAAUAUGUUGAUCACCCCGUCUUAUUGCACAGACCACGCAUGCGUGCGUGUCCGGUAAUGUCAGAUAAAUUCCCAAAUUGACCGUAAAAGAAUGAUGCUACGCACUGCAUUAUGGUGAAAUUGAUACUUCACCCCUCCCUCCCCCCCCCACACACUUAUCUUUACCGUAAAGUAAAGCGGUCCUCUCCUGCCACAUCACAAGGUAAUAGUUUCCCAUAAGGCAAUGGGUGACAGAUUUAUUUUGCGGUCAAUUUUCACUGAUUGCAAAUAGGGAAAAAGAAACCUCUACGAAAAAUAUAAUAUAAUUUUAGACGUAUAAAUAUUUCUUAUAGAUUCUAAUCAACUCGCGAUUGACGAGCUAGCUCAAUAUCUUUUUAGCGUACAAAAAUGGCGGGUUUGUAAAGAUAUUUAAAAUAUUCGCGUUGUGGUCUGCAAGCAAUUCAUCAAAAACGCAAACAAAAAAAGCAAUCAAUAAAGCAGUUGUCGAAAGCUGCAGGUUUUCCAACGAAAAUUGCUCUUAACCACAACUUGGCUUACGCAUGCGCAUCGCUAAAUGUAAAUAAGAUACCUAUAUAAAAUAUAUUAUUAUUAUUAUUAUUAUUAUUAUUAUACUAGUAAUAAUACUAGCCAUAAAACUAGCUAUACAGUAACUUAAGAGUACUUUGUAAAUCAUUUUUAUUUAUAAUCCUGCAUUAAACAAUCAAUUUGAA